Molecule: messenger RNA, 2526 nt
Organism: Procambarus clarkii (red swamp crayfish)
Lineage: Eukaryota; Metazoa; Arthropoda; Malacostraca; Decapoda; Cambaridae
Gene: 14-3-3zeta
Product: tyrosine 3-monooxygenase/tryptophan 5-monooxygenase activation protein zeta
Biological process (GO): signal transduction; intracellular protein localization
Cellular component (GO): cytoplasm
Source: RefSeq, a predicted model, not a curated record
GUGAGAAGCUCGCGUGACGGGAGGAGACCGUGGGCGACCAAUGAGAGCCCCGUAGACCGGGAAGAUUCCAGUCGUCAAGAGGGCUUGGUAGUGAGUGGGUCACUCUACCCCUGGGAUAUACUUUAUAUUUGUGUAUAUAGCACCUAUUUUAUAAAACAGACAUAAUGGGAGAUAAGGAGGAACAAGUACAGCGAGCUAAGCUUGCCGAGCAGGCAGAGAGAUACGAUGACAUGGCAGCAGCCAUGAAGCAGGUCACAGAAACUGGGGUGGAGCUCUCAAAUGAGGAGCGAAAUCUUUUGUCAGUAGCGUACAAGAAUGUUGUAGGAGCUCGGAGAAGUUCCUGGAGAGUUAUUUCCUCCAUAGAACAGAAAACAGAGGGUUCAGAACGAAAACAACAAAUGGCAAAGGAAUACAGAGAGAAGGUUGAAACAGAACUUAGAGAAAUAUGCCAGGAUGUAUUGGGUCUUCUUGACAAGUUCCUUAUUCCCAAGGCCUCGAAUCCAGAGUCUAAGGUAUUUUACCUAAAAAUGAAGGGAGAUUACUACAGGUAUCUGGCCGAGGUGGCCACUGGUGAUGUUCGAGCGGUUGUGGUUGACGACUCCCAGAAGUCAUACCAAGAGGCCUUCGACAUCGCCAAGUCUAAGAUGCAGCCUACUCAUCCCAUAAGGCUAGGCCUGGCCCUCAACUUCUCCGUUUUCUACUACGAGAUCCUGAACUCCCCUGACAGAGCGUGUCACUUAGCCAAGCAGGCAUUUGACGAUGCAAUCGCAGAGUUAGAUACGCUAAAUGAAGAUUCAUAUAAGGAUUCUACGCUCAUUAUGCAGCUUUUGCGAGAUAACCUGACGCUUUGGACGAGCGACACGCAGGGCGAGGGAGAAGAUGCUAAUGAAGGGGGCGACCAAAACUGAUAAAUGCAACCCUUAAUAGCAUGCUUCACUCGACCCUCCAUACUACAACCUUCAAGUCAUGAUGCCUAAGGGUCGACCAUUCCUCACCUCACUUUUCACACCGCCAGCGUGGCUACCAGUAGUCGAGGCUGCGGCUGGGCGCUCCUCAGUGACGCUACGCUCAUCACCUCGAUACUCAUGGCCGCAACAUCAUCACAACGGUCGCCCCUCGGCCCCUCUGCUGCCUGUAAGACUUCCUCGAGCUUGUUAAUGUAUCGAGAAGUCUUCAUUUCUUUCCCAGUGCAUUUGUGACUCACCAUUGAGGAGCAGUCCCAGCUGUUAGGUUAACAAUUGUGCACAGGCUACCCGGCGAGUGUUGCAGCUCUUGCCUGCCAUCUUGAGAGACUGUAAAGUGAAUAUAGACUAUGGGACUAACUGGAGCUCUCUGGACCAGCAUGGAGAGAGUUUGAUAGUGUGAAAACAGCGCUUGGGUCGGCUGGUCGUUUCUCAGUGGGGCGGCCAGCCAGACUGCAUUACUAUUACUGCUAAAUGAACCACUUAGCAUUUUGUACUUCCCAUGGGGUCGGGCUCCCUCGGUCCCACCUCUUUGUAUGUAACGUUGCGUACUGACAGUCAGCGGACAAAACCAACAAGUAUGAAGAGAUUGUUACUGUAUUAACCAGUGAAUCAUGUUGUUGUAGCCAAGAAAGUAUACCAUAAUUAGAUUCUUUGGCAACACGAAACUAAAUUUUUGUAGCUUUCGAGGUGUUAACAUUUUAAAAUGCCAUAUCAAGUGUUACAACUCAUGAAUUCACUGUACGUUUAAGAUUAAUAAUGUAUUACUUAUUGGUUUAUUAGAUGUGACCCCUUCAAAAUUGAGCUGAUUUUCUGUUGUCGUGGCCAGUUGGUGUCUACAAGAUCAAUAAUAAAUGCGGUAGAUAUUGACAUUGUUGGAUAUAAGCAUGGAGUAAUGAUGGAAACAUUUGAUUAUACAAAUUCUCUGGCGCUGUUGAGAAUGAUCGGCCGUCAGGCGAGAUAUCUAGCGGGAAUGGGAAGCAAUUUGAUUAAUGGUACCAUCUUCACAGUUGGGCGGGAUUUUUAUAUUUGGCCUUUACCUUUAAUGACCCGAUGAGGAAACUUACUGGCAGUACCACCACCAUUGUCAGUAGAAGGGGAGAUUUAACACCAUUCAACGUUGUCACUCAAAUGUAAAAUGUCCCAACUCUCCUGACGCCGAGUGUUCUCAUCUGCUUAUUUGAAGACCAGUCAACUGAGGAGCUUUAUUUCUCUGGGUUUGUACUUAUGUUCACACUGAUUUAUCAAGAGUACUUUGCAGGGUGCUCUGCCUAUCUUCUAGGUGGACGUGUAGUUUGCCUAGCAGGCGAUAUUCAAAAGAAUGGUAUUAGAAUUUUCAUUUUCAUUGUAAUCUGCAUUAAUAGUAUGAACGGCCUCCCCAUGAAAGAUAUUGGUAUAAAUUUAACGAUUCACCAAUCAGCGCUUGAAAUCGACUGCCAAAUGUGAAAUGUAUAAGAGCGUAAUAAUGUUUUGGUGGUAGUUUAGGUCAAAAUUUAACUUUGAAAAAUUCUCGCCCCUUUGUCAAAAUUGCUUUCCUAAAUCAACGUAAUAAACGUUUCAUAUA